This is a messenger RNA of Paramormyrops kingsleyae, 3768 nucleotides long. It is a transcript of the gene rab3da, whose product is annotated as RAB3D, member RAS oncogene family, a. Gene Ontology annotation, molecular function: GTPase activity; GTP binding. Lineage: Eukaryota; Metazoa; Chordata; Actinopteri; Osteoglossiformes; Mormyridae. The record is from RefSeq and is a predicted model, not a curated record.
GGUGCUGAGGCGACCGUCACCCGGAACUCAGGUGGAAUCUGACCUCCUGGUUAAAUCUAACAUUGAGGAAAUGUACCUUAAUAUCCUUGUCGUGUUUUCUUGAACACGUCCAAUGUGAAACAGCGCAUGUGGAGACCUGUGUCUCAUGUAUACAGCUGUAUACAUUUUUUUCGCGGUGGGACGCUGUGUCUCUGCACUAUAUCCAAGAAACACACUUCCGUAAGUGACCAUCGCAGACGGAGGAGCUCCGCUUGAGAUCCGGGAGAGGAGCUAUCAGCGGAGAAGAGGCCGGCAGGGCGAGGGUGGUAGCGGUAAAGAGGCGAUCUGUGAACCUUGGAGCUCCGCUAGCAAUCCACCAUUAAAAAGGGCUCCAGCAACAAACGAUGGCGACAGUGAACGACUCGCACCAGCAGCAGUCGUGGAAGGACGCGGCGGACCAGAACUUCGACUACAUGUUCAAGCUGCUGAUCAUCGGGAACAGCAGCGUGGGCAAGACCAGCUUCCUGUUCCGCUAUGCCGACAACUCCUUCACCUCGGCCUUCGUCAGCACUGUGGGCAUCGACUUCAAGGUCAAGACAGUGUACCGCAAUGAGAAGCGGGUCAAGCUGCAGAUCUGGGACACAGCAGGACAGGAGCGAUACCGGACCAUCACCACAGCCUAUUACAGAGGAGCUAUGGGCUUCCUGCUCAUGUAUGACAUCACCAACCAAGACUCCUUCAGCGCUGUGCAGGACUGGGCAACCCAGAUAAAGACGUACUCAUGGGACAACGCCCAGGUGAUCCUGGUGGGAAACAAGUGUGACCUGGAGGACGACAGGUUGGUCCCCACGGAGGACGGCCGGCGGCUGGCGGACGAGUUAGGUUUCCAGUUUUUUGAGGCCAGUGCCAAAGACAACAUCAAUGUAAAGCAGGUGUUCGAACGACUGGUGGACAUCAUCUGUGAGAAGAUGAACGAGAGCAUGGACGGCGAACCCAGCCCCAUCGCCAAUCACCGUGGCCCCGGCCUGCCAAGCGCCCCCCCCGAAAACCAAGGAGGGUGCUCCUGCUAACCCGCCUGCCCCCAAUGCCACCCUGCCCCCCCUUCCUUUCCCACUGGCCCAGAUGACCCUCCACACCCAUGUGCAAUCUCCUGAGACAGCCAACUCUUUCCUGCCUGCCCCUGCUCCACCUCAGCCAGCGCUCAGCUGCUCCCUCUAGUGGCCAGACAUCCUCAGUGCGCCGCUUUCAUGGUCACUGCACCUCCAGCAUCAUUGUCUGAAGUUUCUUAAAGAUUACCUUAACUGGAAUAGCUCCCCUUGAAAUCAACCCCUGCCCCCUCCCACCCAGUCUCUAACCAUGUUUGAUCAGUCAUGGGGGAAUGACAUCACCAGCGCUGAAUCAUCACGUUCCUGGAUCCAUUCUCCUUCAGUGCCAUCAUCCUGGUUCAAUGUCCUGUUUCUCCAUGUUGCUACUUCACAUUAAAGACUCUUAAGUGGAAAAAUACCCACUUAUUCUGCUACUGUUAUUCACCACAGUUUUUCCCAUAUAAGGAAACUUUUAAAAUAGCUUUCAGUUUUACUUUAAUGGUGUUCCCACCUAAACUGCCCCUCCACACCCAGGAAAACACAUAAGCAAAGUCAGCUCUACUAGGCAACCUUAUACAACCAUUUAUAUAAUACAUAAUGAAUGCUGAGUGUUCAGUUGGUUAGGAAAAACACAUUUGGUAUUUGAAUGAGUUACAGCAUAUAUCUGUUAAAGGACUGCCUUCCCGUCUUAAGAUCUCUCGUCUCUCUGAAAACUCUUUCAUCCAUGGCACUGGUGAGCAGCUGGAAGAUGCUGCAUGAAUCUUGAUAGUUUCCUGUGUGGAUACUGCAGUGUCGGGAGGCAGCGGAAGAUCAGUCUGUAGUUGUGGGUCCCUGGCUGCUGUAAAACAGUGAAAUAUGGCUACAAAACAUUUUCAUGAUAAAUCAUUCUUAGGCGAGGUGGCCUUAGAUGGAAUUUUAAUUCUAGAAGGUUGUAUAUCCGAGGGUGGUGUGUUGAUGGUGGGUAUACUAUAUGCAAUAGAUUUUACAAGUAUUUUUCACACCAGGACUCCGUGCUGGUUAAAGAGUUGGAGACUGGAUGGAUGGAUAGAUGGAGGUAUAUUGUUUAUAAAAGGUCUUCACUAGGAACACAACUCUGUCAGAUUGCGGAUUCCGGUUAUCUCGCGGAUGGCAGGUGAAUCGAUCGUAAAUAACAUUCUUACAGCCUGUACUGAACCGAGAAUUUUGCUGAUUUGUUUAGCGAGGGAUGAAGAGGAAGAUCCGCCUCACUGUCUAAUCGUCCUCUCUCUCUGUGCCCGUCUCCCACGCACUGCUGCCCUGUGGAGAGCUCACCUCCCUCACUGUGCUCUGGUAGCGUGUCGCAGUGUGGCACUCUGCUGCCGGCUGAUAAACUCCCCAAAAUAUUCCAUUUGCCAGGGAGCAUCGGUUGGCUUUAUCGACCCUGACAGUGUUUUGGUGGGUCCCUCUCUUCUCUAGGUGAAGGACAUUGUUUUUUUUUGCCCCCCAAGUGCCACCAUAGUUGCCUAGCAGACCCAUGGGAUGUUAUAUAUGACAGUGGCACUUAAGAAACUCUGUGCCACCAAUCGCAUUGACAGUAGUGAGACUCGAGAAAGAAGAACCGGCAUCACUGUUAAGCCGAACACACCAAAUGUGUCCUAUGUGUCUAUAUGUCUGUGCGCUCUCUGCUGUGACCUUUCUUGCAUCACACCUGUAAAUGUCACAGUUACAGGCUCUGCCUGCUACACCUUGGCGGAAAUUCCAGUUGAAAUCAACUGUCCAAUGGCAUGAAUCUGCAUAAUUGCUCAGUGUAUCAACAGUAGAUUACCAGUAGUACACAGAGUUUUUCUACAAUAAACCAAUAGACUAUUUAAGUUACCCAAAAGACCAAGAAUUUUACUGGAAUUUCCUCUAUAGGAUAGAUACAUUAACUGCUGUAGGGUGGCAGUACUGCAUGUUGGUACAAAUGAAAAUGUUACAAAUAUGAAGGCAGACCUUAUCAAUACAGCCCAGAAAUUUAUGUCAAAUGUAGUUCCUUGGAUAAAGACCACUUAGAGUUUCCUGACACAUCUGUCCAUUUUAUUGCUUUAAUUUUUUCAUUUUUUUUUUUAAUGGAAAUAUCCCAAAGAUAACAUCAAUAAAGAGUUCUUGACAGAUGCGUUGCCCCAAAUGAAGACCUUGUAGGAUUCGAGUAAGAAGUUAUUAUUAUUAUUAUUAUUGGUGGGUUAUACAGGUUUUGCUAUUCUAAACAUUUGGAUACUAUAUUCUGUUGUGCAACCGAAAGAUCAUGCUUGAGUUUUGAACAGGCACCUGUUUGGUCAUCCCCAUAACCGCUGCAUGUCCUGCUGUCCUCCAGCCCCUGUGUGUGCUGCUGCUGUCACUGUAAAAGAAAAUGGGGACUUCUCUCAGAAUCCUGUCCUCCGACCUCCUCAGCCCUGUAACGAUACAGCCUUCUUGAUCACAGGUCCAAACACUGCUCUCAAGAAAUCUGCUGUGUACGGAGACAUGUGUGUACGGAGGCAUGUGUGUUCAGCGGCGGCCCCGUGUGUCCCGGGGCAUCAGAGCAUGUUUUCCUGUUUCUUUUGUUUGGGAAUGCCAAAAAUUAAACAGGGGAAAAUGACAACAGUGACAUUGUUUUUUGUUUGACUGCAAGACGUGCCUGUUUCCUCACCUAGUAUGAAAGGAAAUAAUGUAAAAUGACAUAUAUAGACCUAUUUCUUUAAGAAUAAAUGUUGCAUUCACCAUGAAA